Messenger RNA from Arctia plantaginis, 1263 nucleotides. NCBI's taxonomy places the organism in Eukaryota, Metazoa, Arthropoda, Insecta, Lepidoptera, Erebidae. The record is from the annotation of a GenBank genome assembly.
AUGGCUGGAGCGAUGUUAUUCGAGAGAUCACGCGUCUCGUCGUCGAGCAGAGAGGAGGACGUCCGUAUGAGCGACAAAAUGGUUAGCACUGGCGAGGUGCCUGAAGAUGAUGAAGAAAAUAUACGGGCUAAGGAACAGGGUAUCCUAAACCUUGGAGAAAAAUACAAGAAGGAGGGCAAAGCUAAAGAACUAGCUGAACUAAUUAAAGCUACUAGACCGUUCCUUAGUCUGAUAAGCAAGGCGAAGGCGGCGAAAUUGGUGCGUUCUCUCGUCGAUUUCUUCCUUGAUUUAGAAGCAGGAAUUGGUAUUGAAGUGCAAUUGUGUAAAGAAUGUAUAGAAUGGGCCAAAGAGGAGCGGCGUACAUUCUUGCGACAGUCCCUCGAAGCGAGACUGAUCGCUUUGUACUUCGACACUGGUAUGUACACGGAAGCCCUAGACUUAGCGACGGCUCUGCUCAAAGAACUUAAAAAGUUAGAUGAUAAAAAUCUACUGGUAGAAGUACUUCUUUUAGAAAGUAAAACUUAUCAUGCACUUAGCAAUCUACCUAAGGCCCGUGCCUCAUUGACGUCUGCUAGAACUACUGCCAAUGCCAUCUACUGUCCACCCAAAAUGCAAGCUGCACUUGAUCUACAAUCUGGAAUCCUGCAUGCAGCUGAUGAGCGUGACUUCAAAACUGCUUAUUCAUAUUUCUAUGAGGCAUUUGAAGGUUACGAUGGAGCAGACAGCCCAAAAGCUUUGACUGCCUUGAAAUAUAUGUUGUUGUCCAAAAUUAUGCUAAAUAAUGCUGAAGAAGUUGGAUCAGUUUGCAGCAGUAAGACUGCUCUAAAGUAUGCAGGGAAAGAACUAGAAGCAAUGCGAGCUGUUGCAACAGCUUCCCACAAAAGAUCACUUGCUGAUUUCCAAGCAGCAUUGAAAACAUAUAAACGAGAACUUGAAGAAGAUGCAGUUGUAAGAGCUCACCUUGGUGCUUUGUAUGACACUAUGUUAGAACAAAAUUUGUGUCGUAUAGUUGAACCCUACAUGCGAGUGCAGGUCGACCAUGUAGCCCGUUGUAUCCGUCUCCCAGUAGUUCAAGUGGAGAAGAAACUGUCUCAGAUGAUUCUGGACAAGAAGCUCAAUGGUAUCCUUGACCAGGGUGAAGGUGUACUUAUUGUGUUUGAUGAGUCCCCUCUUGAGAAAACCUACGAGACAGUCCUAGAGACAAUACACCACAUGAGUAAGGUAGUUGACACUCUCUACCAGAAAGCUAAGAAACUCUCAUAG